This is a messenger RNA of Pogoniulus pusillus (Red-fronted tinkerbird), 3359 nucleotides long. It is a transcript of the gene MEI4, whose product is annotated as meiotic double-stranded break formation protein 4. The record is from RefSeq and is a predicted model, not a curated record. NCBI's taxonomy places the organism in Eukaryota, Metazoa, Chordata, Aves, Piciformes, Lybiidae. Gene Ontology annotation, cellular component: lateral element. Gene Ontology annotation, biological process: spermatogenesis; DNA recombination; homologous chromosome pairing at meiosis. Bases 1 to 1194 code for a protein of 397 amino acids. The transcript has 4 exons.
AUGGAAAUCAAAGGAGGAAGAGAAAAUCAAGUUUGGUUUUUGAAAAUAUCAAAGCUAGCACUGGCCUUUGCAAUUAUCCACUCCAAACCACCAGGGAAGAGUUGCAGAGAAUACAUCGAGCACCUUGCCAGGUCUGUAUCAGAAGGAGAUUUCGGAUGGAAAUCAAAAGCUGAAGCGCUGGAAGCUGAAGUUCUUCGAUUACGCCAGGAACUUCUUUUAAACAAGAUCUGUCCAAGAUUCUGCUUGGAAAAUGGAAAACCAGAUGCCUCUGCUAAAACUCUUCUGGAUCAGGAAUGUAUAAACCCCACAACUUACUCAAGCCAGCUGGAAGACUCUGGUUGUGAUGUCUCUAGUGACUGCGCAUUCGAUUCAUUAGGCACAGCUUCUGAUUUUCACCAAUCUGAGCACAGUGUCAACACUUCCAAACAGUGGUUGGAAAGAGUUCUCCCACUGAAUCUUUGCACUACAAGCAAGGAGAAAUCUCUGACCGCCCCAGUUCAGUUUUUGCAACACCUGCUUGAAAUAAGAAAACUGUCAGAAGGAGGAAUUCUUCAAGCAGACUUCACAGAGCUUGAGAAAGAUUCUUCAACCAUAUGCAAUUCAGUGUCUCAGUUGCUUGAUGGGCUAACUGUUUUUUACAGCAACCCUACAUUUCCAUUUUCCAGUUUUCUCACUGAAGCUGUGUGUGUUUUGGUCAGUUUAAUAACUGAUACUAAAUUCUCUAAUCAUGUCUUGAAGAAGUGUUUCAAGAAGCUGAAAGAAUUUCAGCAAAACCUAGUUCAGAUUAUUUUAAGAACUGGCAGUGUCAACAGGUUUCAGGCACUUCAUGCUAUAUCACACACUCUGAUUUUGCUGGGAAGGAAUAACAUGCUAAGAAGAUCUUUAAUAUCUUUGCUACUACCAGAAGUACGUCAGUUUGCUGAGCAGCUCCUACAAGUUCACCAGCUCCAGGCCAAGUAUGACAUUACCCAGUAUGAGAAUAUUUUCCCUUUGUGCAUGAUUCUGGAGCAGCUUCUUCAAAAUGAGGCAGAAGAAAGAAACGUUUCAAGCUCAGAGUGUGAUGAAGAAGGAAAAAUCCAAUUUCUGAAGAGCCUGGAUCAAAUCAUUCUCCUUCUAUCAGAUGAAUUCCCUUUGUUUUCUCUGUAUUUAUGGAGAGUGAGCAUUCUUUUGAACUCAGCUCAAACAGCAAAUUGAUUAAACCCAGCAACCUACUUUUUUAACAGGGCAUUUGUUGGGGGAUUGCACGAGACCAAUUUUGAGCCAGACAGGAAAAUUGUUGUUAUUGGAAAACAUGUACUUUAAACUAGCAUGCACCAUGGCAGUUUCAGAGAUAAUGUAAUUUAUUUCCAAUUUUAAAGAGAGAAGGAAAAAAAAAUGUAAUAAUCCAGGUGCCUUUUUGAAUAAAGGUUGUUUCUCACAGCAGGAAACAAUAUGUUGGCUUCUGUCUGCACAAGGGUAGGCACAAUAGGCUUGAUUCGCUCCGAGUUGACUGAGGAUUUCAGGGGUUUAAUAUGAAUACAUUUAACUCUUUCAGUGAUUGCUUUAAACCUUUCAGUUCAGGAAUUAAUGACUGUUGUUAAAAUCUCCUUUGGACAUUUGGGUAUUAUCUGCUUGUUGAUUUUUUUUGUGUGAUGGAAUUUUAUUCAUGGUCAUGAAGUGGCAUAUUUAAGAAAUAAUUUUAAGCAUAAAAGGGCUUCAAAAUACGAUUUCAACAGUACCUAAACUGAUGGAUAUGAAUUCAGCAGUAACUAACCUGAUAAAUAUGAGGUCAACAUUACCCUAACUGAUAAAUAUGAGUUCAGGAAUAACUACACUGCUAAAUAUGAGUUCCAGCAAUAACUAAAGUGAUAAAUAUGAGGUCAACAAUAUCUCGGUUGAUAAAUACGAGUUCAACAGUACUUAAACUGAUAAAUACAACUUCAACAAUACCUAAACUGAUAAAUAUGAGGUCAACGAUGCCUGAACCAAUGAAUAUGAGUUGCAGUAAUACCUAAACUCAUAAAUACAAGUUCAACAAUACCUAAACUCGUAAAUACAAGUUCAACAAUACCUAAACUGAUAAAUAUGAGGUCAACGAUGCCUAAACUGUUGGAGUUCCAGCAAUAACUAAACUGAUAAAUGUGAUGCCAUCAAUAUCUUAACUGACAAAUAUGAGUUCAAUAAUACCUAAACUCAUAAAUACAAGUUCAGCAAUACCUAAACUGAUAAAUAUGAGGUCAGCAAUACCUAAACUGAUGAAUAUGAGUUCCAGCAAUAUCUAAACUGAUAAACAAUAUCUUAACUGAUAAAUAUGAGUUCAACAAUACCUAAACUGAUACAUAUGAGGUCAGCAAUAUCUUAACUGAUAAAUAUGAGUUCAGCAAUACCUAAACUGAUAAAUAGAAGUUUGGCAAUACUUAAACUGAUGAGUUCAGAAAUAACUCAUAAAUACAAGUUCAACAAUACCUAAACUGAUAAAUAUGAGGCCAGCAAUACCUAACUGAUGAAUAUGAGUUCCAGCAAUAUCUAAACUGAUACAUAUGAGUUCAGCAAUACCUAAACUGACAAAUACAAGUUCAGCAAUACUUAAACUGAUGAGUUCAGAAAUAACUAAACUCAUAAAUACAAGUUCAACAAUACCUAAACUGAUAAAUAUGAGGCCAGCAAUACCUAACUGAUGAAUAUGAGUUCCAGCAAUAUCUAAACUGAUACAUAUGAGUUCAGCAAUACCUAAACUGACAAAUACAAGUUCAGCAAUACUUAAACUGAAAAAUGAUUUCAGAAAUAACUAAACUCAUAAAUACAAGUUCAACAAUACCUAAACUGAUAAAUAUGAGGUCAGCAAUACCUAACUGAUGAAUAUGAGUUCCAGCAAAAUCUAAACUGAUAAAUAUGAGGUCAACAAUAUCUUAACUGAUAAAUAUGAGUUCAACAAUACCUAAACUCAUAAAUACAAAUUCAACAAUACCUAAACUGAUAAAUAUGAGGUCAGCAAUACCUAACUGAUGAAUAUGAGUUCCAGCAAUAUCUAAACUGAUACAUAUGAGGUCAGCAAUACCUAAACUGAUGAAUAUGAGUUCCAGCAAUAUCUAAACUGAUGCAUAUGAGGUCAACAAUAUCUUAACUGCUAAAUAUGAGCUCAACAAUAUCUUAACUGAUCCAGUCUGACAAAUUUAAAGCAUAACUAUAGUGACAGAUGGCUUUAGUAAAUACAAAAUGGUGUUAACAUUAGUCCUUAUCAUUUCCCAUCCACUUCUUUCGUCAGAGGAGUUUUAUGUCAGAAGAAAAAUCUUUGAAAUGCCACUCUUUCUCAGUGCUGUAGCUAAUUUACCUUGUUAAUUUGAAUGCAUUUCUUCCAGAUAAUAAAUAUUUGUUUCCUA